Molecule: messenger RNA, 459 nt
Organism: Acanthosepion pharaonis
Lineage: Eukaryota; Metazoa; Mollusca; Cephalopoda; Sepiida; Sepiidae
Source: the annotation of a GenBank genome assembly
AUGGAAUGUCAAACGUCACUGAUGAGCAGCCAAUCAGUAGGCAGCUCUCAGACUUCGCUUGAAAUUGUGUUCUUUUUUCUGCUCUUCUUCUUCUUCUACUACUACUUCUUCCUUUCCCGCUUUCAGUAUUCGUUCACAUCUGCGGUUAUUUCUUCGCUCACUCAUUCACCCACAUUCUUCCUAUCCGCGACUCUUGUAUCAAUGUAUAUUGUAUAUUGUACAUCAGGAGCUGCCGUACUUGUACUCCUAAUCCCUAACACCGUGAACGACAGACAAGUGCAGUGUAAAAUGGCUUAUCUAGAAAAGACGUCGUCGUCUUCUUCUUCUUCUUCUUCUUCUUCUUCUUCUUCUUCUUCUUCUUUUACUUCUUCUUCUUUCAAGACACAAACAAUCAUGUUCGGCUCCAGAUCCAGUUUUCCAACCUCUGAGGGGGCAUCCAGUUCUCAGAAAGUCUUUUAG